GUGGGCAGGUGCAUUUAGAGUUACUGAGACUUCAGCACAUAUCUUUCUUGGUUCAAAUAAAAUGUUUGUACAUUUUGUUCUAGAGUGCACUUUGCCUAUAAUCAGUGAAACAUGUAAAACUGAAAAACAAAUACUUGAUUUCAGGGACUUCAUAUUAAAACUUACUAUAGUCUUUUUCUGUAUGUGUUGUAAAGUUUUUCAGAUAAGUGUACACAGUUUUGCAUUCCUGCCCCAGUUAAGGUAGGCCUCAGAUGAAUUCCACCACCCUUGGAAAUCUUGUAUGUCUCUGAUAUCUUUUUUCCCCCCAUCAGUACUGACAAUGGGAGACGCUGAAAAGGGCAAGAAGAUCUUUGUUCAGAAAUGUGCACAAUGUCAUACAGUUGAAAAAGGAGGCAAGCACAAGACUGGGCCGAAUCUGCAUGGGUUAAUCGGCCGAAAGACUGGUCAAUCUGAAGGCUUUUCCUACACAGAAGCCAACAAAAGCAAAGGAAUAAUCUGGGGGGAAGAUACGCUGAUGGAGUACUUGGAAAACCCAAAGAAGUAUAUUCCAGGGACUAAGAUGAUCUUUGCUGGCAUUAAGAAGAAGGGGGAAAGGGCAGAUCUAAUAGCAUACCUUAAGGAAGCCACUGCUAAGUAGAGUAAUGGUUAUCUGCUGCCUUAUUUAUUUCACUAAAAAAAUGGAAAUGACUCUCUGUGAUGAGAUUGGUUUUUAAACUUUCUAUUUUUACAUACAUGGUAUCUGCUAAAUCUUUCUCGUCAGCCAGAGAGAGAGCUUUGAUCGUGGAUGAUUUAUUCAAACAUAUGUACUUGUGUCAUAAUGUAUAGAAAUGUGUAAUUGGGCUUGAAUGAGUACAGUCAGGAUGGCUGUCUGAAAUGUAUCAUGAAAUUAAAAAGAAACCCUCAAUGUU
Molecule: messenger RNA, 908 nt
Organism: Heteronotia binoei (common prickly gecko)
Lineage: Eukaryota; Metazoa; Chordata; Lepidosauria; Squamata; Gekkonidae
Product: cytochrome c
Exons: 2
Coding region: 281-637 (118 amino acids)
Biological process (GO): mitochondrial electron transport, cytochrome c to oxygen; mitochondrial electron transport, ubiquinol to cytochrome c
Cellular component (GO): mitochondrial intermembrane space
Molecular function (GO): electron transfer activity; heme binding
Source: RefSeq, a predicted model, not a curated record